UGUUUUCACUGUGAAACUGGACUUCAGACGGUUAAAUAAAACUCAGCUGUCGGCCAACCUGCAGUUGAAAAGCUGGAUUCACGCAGAUUCACAGCAGCUCUGUUUUAGAGCUGAGCACCGAGACCAGUUUAACACCAGGAUAAACCAGCGGACGAGACCACAAACCUGAAGACUCCAGCUCAGAGUUCAGGAUGGACAGAAAACAGUGUUGUUUGAAGCUGUCGGUCCACCCGUCCAGAGGACUCAUGGAUGAAAAGUUUGUUGUCCUGGUCCAGAACGUCUGUCCUGGUUCACAGCUGACCGUCCGCGCCCUCCACAAGUGUGAAGACGGGCACAGUUGGGACGCGUUCGGUCACUACAUCGCCGACGCCACUGGGACCGUAAAUGUUUCAGAGGAUCCCAGUCUGGGUGGGACUUAUUCUGGGGUUGAACCCAUGGGUCUACUGUGGAGCCUCAGACCAGUUCCAGGCAGCAAACCUGGGCUCAGGAUGAGGAAGAUGAACAUCCAGACUCCCAUGGAGGUCACAAUCUUGGUGUACCAGGGCCACAGGCUAGAGGGCUUCGAGGACGAGGUGCCGCUGGCUGGUGUGGCUGUUGAGCGCUGGUACAUGGCGCCUGGCGUCCGCAGGAUCCCGGUAACAGAAGACGGACUCACUGCGACCCUCUUUCUGCCCUCAGGACCAGGACCUUUCCCCGGCCUCCUGGACCUGUGGGGGGGUGGAGGAAAGUUGGUGGAGUACCGUGCAGCGCUGCUGGCCUCUAAUGGCAUCGCCUCUCUGGCCCUCGACUACCUGACACCUAAGGUCACCAUAGAAACCCAGAAGAUGGUGGACAACGAAUACUUUGAG
This is a messenger RNA of Plectropomus leopardus (leopard coralgrouper), 848 nucleotides long. NCBI's taxonomy places the organism in Eukaryota, Metazoa, Chordata, Actinopteri, Perciformes, Serranidae. The record is from RefSeq and is a predicted model, not a curated record.